UGAGGACGACGAUGCUUCGUGGUGUGUGCCAUGUCUCGUCCUGCUUCAGCUUCAGCUUCAACAGUGGUGUGAUUCGUGCGUGUCAAGGUCGGGUAUCGACAGCGCAAGUGCUCCAGCCACGAUUGCACUCGAUCGUGUGUUCGUUGAAUCAGCAGCAGGAACAAAGACGUCGCAUUCACGCGCACAGCACAGCGGCCAUGAGCAAACAGGAAAGCAGCAGUGGCAGUGAUGCAGAUUGGAAGGCCUUUGUGUCGCCGCCAGCCACUGGGAACACCGACAUCCCACCCUUUCACCACGCUUUCCCAGUGCACGAUGUGAAUGUUGCGAGGGAAUUCUACGGCGGCGUGCUUGGCCUCGAGGAGGGCCGCUCUGCUGACGAUUGGGUUGACUACAACUUCUUUGGGCACCAGAUUGUGGCCCACCGCUCCGACAGUCUCCCCAAGGACCAUUUUAACCCGGUCGACGGCCACGACGUUCCAGUUCCUCACUUUGGGGCUGUGUUGUCCUGGGAGGGAUUUGACCGCCUUGCCGAGCGCCUCAAGCAGCACAAUGUGAAGUUUAUUAUUGAGCCGCACGUGCGCUUUCCUGGGCUGGCCGGCGAGCAGAAGACCAUGUUCUUCAAGGACCCCAGCGGCAACAACCUCGAGUUCAAGGCAAUGCGCAACCCCACUUACUUGUUCCAGAAGCAGUGAACUGCAAACAGGCAGCGCACACCAAAAUGAUGCUGCACGUUUCGUUAACCCCUCACCUCACCCCACUUCGGGUUUGUCCUCAAAAACCGUCACGGCAAUGGCAGCAAGUGCCCGGUCGUGGCUGCGUGCCAAGUAAACAACCAAACAACACC
Salpingoeca rosetta is the source of this 844-nucleotide messenger RNA. Its product is annotated as glyoxalase/bleomycin resistance protein/dioxygenase. Lineage: Eukaryota; Choanoflagellata; Craspedida; Salpingoecidae. The transcript is spliced from 7 exons. Bases 12 to 692 code for a protein of 226 amino acids. The record is from RefSeq and is a predicted model, not a curated record.